AAGACCUGCGGCGAAUCUGGGACACUCUCCUCCUCAACAGCACCGAGUCCAGGGCUUCACAGAGAUGAGCUGUAGUGUCCUGGAUGAGCAGCAGUUCCGUCAGUCCUGCCAGCUGCUCCUUAAGCGCUCUGACCAGCUGGGGGAUGGCUGGAGCUGGGAAUCCGUUCUGGGCUCAGAAGAGGGCUACCUCAAAAAGACUGUACUAAGGUCAGUUCCUAGUGACUGGGGUCCACUUCAUGUCCAGAAGGGGUUUUGUUUCCACCCACAGCCACAGACCCCGUGUGACUCUACUGGACAAGAAAAGCAGGACCCAGCAGCCUCCACUGGUUCUGACUUCUUCAGAGCUGAAGAAGAAGAAGACGAUGAUGAUGGAAGCUACAAAGUGACCAACUGCAGCAGCCUGAUGCUUCAGUACGAGUACCACAUCCUGUUCUCCUGCAGCUACGGAGCUCCUGUCCUGUAUUUCAGAGCGUUCACUAUGGAGGGGAGGAGCCUGGCAUUAGAGGAGAUGUGGUGCACCAUCCACCCAAACUACAGGCUGUGUCUUCAGAACUGCCCUCUGAAUGCAAUAAGUCAGCAGGAGCACCCCUUGCUGGGCCAGCCAUUCUUUUUCUUUCACCCAUGUAGAACAGAGGAGUUCAUGGGACCCGUGCUGCAGGCUGCUCCAGAUCAAGGCAGGCCAGUGCACUAUGUGCUGUCGUGGUUGAGUGUGGUGGGGCCUGUUGUGGGUCUGGAUGUUCCGCUGCAGUACUGCAUACCUCUCCAUUCUGCCGUUUCACUCAACAGUACAAAACCGGACUGAAGCUGAACAAACACCUGCCAUGUUUGUCUUGUUUUUACAUGUAACUAUUUCUAAUACCCCAAAUAAUUAUGCUGGUAUAGUCAUUAAAAUGGUACAAAUGA
Molecule: messenger RNA, 903 nt
Organism: Poeciliopsis prolifica (blackstripe livebearer)
Lineage: Eukaryota; Metazoa; Chordata; Actinopteri; Cyprinodontiformes; Poeciliidae
Gene: atg10
Product: ATG10 autophagy related 10 homolog (S. cerevisiae)
Exons: 7
Coding region: 65-802 (245 amino acids)
Biological process (GO): macroautophagy; protein lipidation; protein modification by small protein conjugation
Cellular component (GO): intracellular anatomical structure
Molecular function (GO): Atg12 transferase activity
Source: RefSeq, a predicted model, not a curated record